UGUCCACACCGUAAACCAAACUGAAUUGAAUGAUUGACGUUACGGAUUGCACUCGUACCGCGUCUGGUGCUUCAGUUCAAUUUUCAUGAUGGUUAAAUCGAAAGUGAACAACGUUGGCGAGCUGCUUACAAAGACGCUGGGCGAUGACAUCGAAGUCGUCGAUCAGAAGACUACUAUUCUUACCGCUCCCGGUGAACACUAUGGGAGCAUUAUGUUGGCCCUGGACGUGACAGUGAGAAAAGCCGGUGGUAAGGAACAAGUGUUAAAUUUAGUAGCAAAACUUAUUCCCGCCAAUGAAGUGUUGAGAAUUGCCUUCGAUAUCGGAGUUACAUUCAGAAAGGAAGUGAUCGCUUACACCGAAACUAUUCCUGCUCUAAUUGAGCUUCAGAAAGAAUACAACGUUCCUGAACACCAAAUUUUGGAUAUAUUUCCCAAAUGUUAUGGAGCUAGGGUGAGUCUGGACGAAAAUAAAAAUCAGGUGGAUGAAGAUGGUGUGCUAAUAUUCGAAAACUUAAAACUUCAAGGAUACAAAACUGAAGAUCGUCUGGUAGGCUUCGAUUUAGAAGCUACAAAUAUUAUUAUUCAAGAUUUAGCAAAGUUUCAUGCUGUUCCUCUUGCUUUAAAAUUACUUAAGCCUCAUGUGUUUGACGAAAAGGUACGACCAUGUCUGGUCAAAAACAAUGGUUUGGAACAGCUUCCCGAAGAAGUAGGCCUAGCAUUCCAUAACAGUAUAAUGGAUGGAGCCAAAGACAUUCCAGAACUCCAAAAAUACUUGACUCGUCUUCAAGAAAUUGUUGAUGAUGCGGCAGCAAAUCCGUAUGUAAACAGACCGCCACCUAAUGAACCAUGGGGUACCAUGGCCCAUUCUGAUUUCUGGGUCAGUAAUACCAUGCUUCUGAGGGACAACAAUGGAAAAGCAAUUAAAAAUAAGAUCGUCGACCUCCAGAUAAUGCGGUACGCUUCUGCAGUGCGCGACCUUGUGUUCUUCCUCUUUACGAGUGUCACAAAUUCUGUCUUAGAAAAACAUAUCGAUGAUUUUAUUAAAUUGUAUUACAACAGUUUCAUUGCUGUUCUCAAUGACUUUCACAUCGAUCUUGCACAAUUUUCAUGGGAUGCUUACAUUAAAGAAUUAAAUGAAGUGGCGCCCACCGAGGUUUAUCACGUUUUAGUGAUGCUGAAACCUAUUUGCACUGAGAGGGGAAAAGUACAAAAUAGUUUAGAAGAUUUUCAGGAUUCUGAUUGGAGCAGGAAAGAUUUACUGGGACCUAAUCACAAAAGGAAAUUGAAAGAUACCGUGUUGGCAUUAGCUAAAAAGAAUUGGCUGUAAAGUUAACAUUAUUUUAAUACAAAUUAUAUUUUAUAGAAAGAGUUCUUUUGAAAUUGUAAGUACAUUAAUUUAGUUACUGUUUGUUAAUAAUAAAAAUAUAUAUAU
This is a messenger RNA of Aethina tumida (small hive beetle), 1432 nucleotides long. RefSeq lists its product as uncharacterized. The coding region runs from base 86 to 1327 and encodes 413 amino acids. Lineage: Eukaryota; Metazoa; Arthropoda; Insecta; Coleoptera; Nitidulidae. The record is from RefSeq and is a predicted model, not a curated record. The transcript has a single exon.